Messenger RNA from Otolemur garnettii (small-eared galago), 3815 nucleotides. It is a transcript of the gene CDH20, whose product is annotated as cadherin 20. Bases 351 to 2756 code for a protein of 801 amino acids. Gene Ontology annotation, cellular component: catenin complex; plasma membrane; adherens junction. The transcript has 12 exons. Gene Ontology annotation, biological process: multicellular organism development; cell morphogenesis; cell-cell junction assembly. Gene Ontology annotation, molecular function: calcium ion binding; cadherin binding. The record is from RefSeq and is a predicted model, not a curated record. NCBI's taxonomy places the organism in Eukaryota, Metazoa, Chordata, Mammalia, Primates, Galagidae.
AAACAUCCGAAGGCAGAAAAACUGUAACACUUUUGACAGAGGGGGUCGGGGGGUGGGGGGCCGGGGACAGCUUUGAAAGCCGGGGCAAAGGGACCCAGCGGGACACGAACAGCCCGGUGGUGGAGGCAGCGAUGUGAGCUGGACGCCCGCCCUGGAGGAGUCUGGACCGAAGGUCUCCGGAGAGUCGCCGGCCGUGCCAGGAAGUCAACUUCAAGCAGACUGACUUGAACCAGGAUCUCAUUUGGGAAGGAUAAGUGUCCAAUAAACUCUGUGGUCUAUUUUUUUAAUUUGGAAAAUACUCAAGUUUCAGUAGCUAAUCAUCCUAUACCUUCUGAAAACCUGGCAAUCCCAUGUGGACUUCUGGUAGAAUGAGCAAUGCAAAGAGCUGGCUUGGACUUGGCAUGUCCUUGUAUUUCUGGGGACUGAUGGACCUAACAACCAUCGUUCUAUCGGGCACCCCAACACCACCAGGCGAAUUAGAAGCCCUCCUAUCAGACAAGCCACAGUCACAUCAGCGAACCAAGAGGAGCUGGGUUUGGAACCAGUUUUUCGUUCUGGAAGAAUACACUGGGACCGACCCUUUGUAUGUUGGCAAGCUUCAUUCAGAUAUGGACAGAGGAGACGGAUCCAUCAAAUACAUCCUCUCAGGAGAGGGUGCAGGCAUCGUAUUUACCAUUGACGACACCACUGGAGACAUCCACGCCAUUCAGAGGCUCGAUCGAGAGGAGAGAGCCCAGUAUACGUUACGGGCUCAAGCCCUAGACAGGCGAACAGGCAGGCCGAUGGAGCCAGAGUCAGAAUUCAUCAUCAAAAUCCAAGACAUCAAUGAUAAUGAGCCCAAGUUCCUGGACGGACCUUAUGUUGCCACUGUGCCCGAAAUGUCACCAGUGGGUACCUCUGUUAUCCAGGUGACAGCCACAGAUGCUGAUGAUCCAACCUACGGCAACAGUGCUCGGGUCGUGUACAGCAUUCUCCAGGGCCAGCCAUACUUUUCUGUGGACUCCAAAUCAGGUGUAAUUAGGACAGCACUCAUGAACAUGGACAGAGAAGCAAAAGAAUACUAUGAAGUGAUCAUUCAAGCCAAGGACAUGGGAGGGCAGCUUGGAGGAUUAGCAGGGACCACAACGGUCAACAUCACCCUCUCGGACGUCAAUGACAACCCACCCCGCUUUCCUCAGAAACAUUAUCAGAUGAGUGUGUUGGAAUCAGCUCCAAUUAGCUCCACUGUGGGGAGAGUGUUUGCCAAGGACUUGGAUGAAGGAAUCAACGCAGAGAUGAAAUACACUAUUGUGGAUGGAGAUGGUGCAGACACCUUUGACAUCAGCACAGAUCCCAAUUUCCAAGUUGGCAUCAUAACUGUGAAGAAGCCCCUGAGUUUUGAAAGCAAGAAGAGCUACACCUUAAAGGUGGAAGGAGCCAAUCCUCACCUAGAGAUGCGUUUCCUGAACCUCGGCCCGUUUCAGGACACAACCACAGUGCACAUCAGUGUGGAGGAUGUGGAUGAGCCCCCUGUAUUUGAACCUGCCUUUUACUUUGUGGAGGUACCUGAGGAUGUGGCCAUUGGAACAACCAUACAGAUCAUUUCCGCUAAAGACCCAGAUGUGACCAACAACUCAAUCAGAUACUCCAUUGACAGAAGCAGUGACCCUGGAAGAUUUUUCUAUGUGGAUAUUACAACAGGUGCCCUAAUGACUGCAAGACCCCUAGACCGUGAAGAAUUUUCUUGGCAUAAUAUCACUGUCCUUGCUAUGGAAAUGAACAAUCCCUCUCAGGUUGGAAGUGUUCCUGUCACAAUCAAAGUCUUAGAUGUGAAUGACAAUGCCCCAGAGUUCCCCAGAUUCUAUGAGGCUUUCGUCUGUGAGAAUGCCAAAGUGGGACAGCUGAUCCAGACAGUGAGUGCAGUGGACCAAGAUGACCCACACAAUGGUCAGCAUUUCUACUACAGCUUGGCCCCUGAAGCUGCUAACAACCCUAACUUCACCGUAAGGGACAACCAAGAUAACACUGCCCGGAUUCUAACGAGGAAGUCUGGCUUCCGGCAGCAAGAGCAGAGUGUCUUUUACCUGCCCAUCCUGAUAGCAGAUAGUGGGCAGCCAGUGCUCAGCAGCACUGGCACCCUGACCAUCCAGGUGUGCAGCUGUGACGACAACGGCCACGUCAUGUCCUGCAGCCCCGAGGCUUACAUGCUCCCAGUGAGUUUGAGCCGGGGUGCCCUCAUUGCCAUCCUGGCCUGCGUCUUUGUCCUCUUAGUGCUGGUGCUGCUCAUCUUGUCCAUGAGACGGCACCGGAAGCAGCCAUACAUCAUCGACGACGACGAGAACAUCCACGAGAACAUCGUCCGCUACGACGACGAGGGCGGCGGCGAGGAGGACACCGAGGCCUUCGACAUCGCGGCCAUGUGGAACCCCCGGGAGGCGCAGGCGGGAGCCGCCCCCAAGACGCGGCAGGACAUGCUGCCGGAGAUCGAGAGCCUGUCCCGCUACGUGCCUCAGACGUGCGCCGUGAGCAGCACCGUCCACAGCUACGUGCUGGCCAAGCUCUACGAGGCCGACAUGGACCUGUGGGCGCCGCCCUUCGACUCCCUCCAGACGUACAUGUUCGAGGGGGACGGCUCCGUAGCGGGAUCGCUGAGCUCCCUCCAGUCGGCCACUUCGGACUCGGAGCAGAGCUUCGACUUCCUCACAGACUGGGGGCCCCGCUUCCGGAAGCUGGCCGAGCUCUACGGGGCGUCGGAGGGGCCCGCGCCGCUGUGGUGACGGAAGCCGGGAGGCAGCGCGCGUCCAAAACUAGACGGUGUCCCCGCGGGCGCUGCGCGGGGGACUAGGGGCAGCCGACCGCCCCAGCGAUACUGUGCUGGAGGGUGAGAGUGGGGUGAGCCGGGAGGACACAGCUCUCUCUGGAUCAGCUUUACUUGGUCAGAUUAAGUUAAAAAUUCAAAAGGAAACCUUGGAAGAAGAGAGUAGAGUCUCCAUUUGUCUUUUUUAAUCCUUUUUAAUUUUUCUGACGCUGUAUUCAAGGACUUGGAGGCAAGCUCAGCUUUUCUUUGCCAUUUGUCAGGCCUGGCCUUUGUCACUUUGUCAGCACAAAAAGGUUCUGUCUUGGAUGUAGAGACGGCAGUGAAAAGCAGAAAGUGCUACUCUCAUGUUCGUUUUUUGUUUUUUGUUUUUUUCUCUUAUGCUCCAUUUAAGAGUUCUGUUGGCUUUUCAAACAGCGGAGACCAACACACAUGAGAAUACGUAUAAAUUGUUCCUGGGGGUGGAUGGAAUCUCUUUUAACGCGUUUUGAGACAAGGUUAAGACUGAAUCGGCCUUGCAUGGGGGGAUCGGGUGGGAGGGUGGGAGAAGAAAGAGACAAUGACUUUGUGCUCAAGUUUAAUGGCUGAACCAAGAGUUGCUGUCAUUACAGCUGAUCCAGCACCACCAAGUUAGAGUGCCCGUGUUCUCCUCUCAGCUCUUUUAACUGUGCCCCAGCAAAAUUGUUCAUAACAACACCAGAAGAUCUGCCUCUUUUGCACUGUAGAUGUCUCUUCCAUGUGCCAAAUGUGGAGAUUAGAUGCUACAAACGAAAGCCAAAUAAAAAGAAGUACCUGAUAAAAGCAUGGGUUAGAGGGCUUUCCUAAUCUGUGUGAGGUCAAUCCAAGGGAUGUUUACAUACUGUAGAUAACCUACUUGAACAAAAAUCAGUAUUAUAGAGAAUAAAUGGAUGUAAGAAAAUUACAUGUAUAAGUUUUGUAUAUUUGUUAAUAAUUUUGGUAAUAAAUAUGAUGUACUGCAUCUCAGUACCUUAGCACUUCUUUUAAUAAAAGUUAAAUAGAA